Oryctolagus cuniculus (rabbit) is the source of this 1251-nucleotide messenger RNA. RefSeq names its product transmembrane protease serine 11B-like. Gene Ontology annotation, biological process: proteolysis. NCBI's taxonomy places the organism in Eukaryota, Metazoa, Chordata, Mammalia, Lagomorpha, Leporidae. Gene Ontology annotation, molecular function: serine-type endopeptidase activity. Gene Ontology annotation, cellular component: plasma membrane; extracellular region. The record is from RefSeq and is a predicted model, not a curated record.
AUGUACAGGCCCAGAAUAGUACCACAGAGAUCAUGGCCAAUAUGGAUGGUAAUCCUCAUUUUUCUUGGAGUGGUUGCAAGCUUGGGAAUCACUAUUGGUCUCCUCGUUCAUUUCCUGGCAGUUGGAAAGCUACACUAUUAUGAAGGUGUUUUUCAUAUUUCUGGAGCCACAUACAAUGAUACCUGUGAAAAUGUAGCUUCACAAGCCAGUACAAAUCUGAGCAAAGAUAUUGAGACUAAGAUGUCAGAUGCAUUUCAAAAUUCUAGUAUAUAUAAAGAAUAUGUCGACUCUCAGGUCAUCAAACUUCUGCCCAACACCAAUGGCUCCAGUGUACAGUUACGUCUGACCUUCAAGUUUCCUCCAGCAAAGAGGGGUAGCAUGAGGACUGAAAUCCUGGCCAUCUUACAUCAGAUGUUGAGAGGCAACGUGGCAUCCUGGAAUGCAGUUCCUGCUUCCAUUGGACUUAUGGAAAUCAGCAAGGCUAAUUCUGAAAUGCUUGUCAACAACUGUUGUGGGAGACGACUGAGCAGCAGUAUCACAGCUGGCAACCGAAUUGUGAAUGGGAAGAAUGCCCUGGCAGGGGCUUGGCCAUGGCAGGCCAGCAUGCAAUGGAAAGGCCACCACAACUGUGGAGCCUCUCUGAUCAGCAGCAGGUGGCUCUUAUCAGCAGCUCACUGCUUUGCUAGGAAAAAUAACACACAGGAUUGGACUGUCAACUUUGGAAAUAUUGUAAAUAAGCCAUAUAUGACACGGAAAGUCCAAAACAUUAUUUUGCAUGAAAAUUAUAGCAGUCCCGGGGUCCAUGAUGAUAUUGCUCUUGUGCAGCUUGCUGAAGGAGUCUCUUUUACAAAGUACGUUCGUAGGAUCUGCCUUCCCGAAGCCAAAAUGAAACUCUCAGACAACGACAGUGUCGUAGUUACAGGAUGGGGAUCACUUCAUAUGUUUGGUGCUUUCCCAGAGACACUUCAACAAGCAUUUGUGAAAAUUAUUGACAACAAAAUUUGCAAUGCCCCAUAUGCAUUAUCUGGCUUUGUGACUGAAACAAUGCUGUGUGCUGGUUACAUGUCUGGAGAAGCUGACGCCUGUCAGAAUGAUUCUGGUGGACCGCUAGCUUACCCUGACUCCAGAAAUAUUUGGCAUCUUGUUGGAAUAGUUAGCUGGGGUGAUGGUUGUGGGAAAAAGAAUAAGCCAGGUGUCUACACACGAGUGACCUCUUAUCGUGACUGGAUUACCUCCAAGACUGGACUCUAA